This is a messenger RNA of Musa acuminata subsp. malaccensis (wild Malaysian banana), 1738 nucleotides long. RefSeq names its product UTP--glucose-1-phosphate uridylyltransferase (gene MWUGPA). Gene Ontology annotation, biological process: glycogen metabolic process; UDP-alpha-D-glucose metabolic process. Lineage: Eukaryota; Viridiplantae; Streptophyta; Magnoliopsida; Zingiberales; Musaceae. The record is from RefSeq and is a predicted model, not a curated record. Gene Ontology annotation, molecular function: UTP:glucose-1-phosphate uridylyltransferase activity. Gene Ontology annotation, cellular component: cytoplasm.
AGAGGGCGACAUCAGGCCUUUGUUCACCUCUCGCUUCUGUAUCGUCUCGCGCUCGCUCGACGCCUCUCGAUCCCUGAUGGCGGAUGCGAAGAUCGCCAAGCUCCAAUCCGCCGUCGCUGAACUCAAUCAGAUCAGUGAAAAUGAGAAAUCUGGAUUUAUCAGCCUAGUGUCUCGCUAUCUGAGUGGCGAGGCAGAACAGAUCGAGUGGAGUAAGAUCCAGACUCCGACUGAUGAAGUGGUCGUGCCUUAUGAUACCCUGUCACCACCUCCGGAAGAUCUUGAGGCAACCAAGAAACUUCUCGACAAGCUUGCGGUGCUAAAACUCAAUGGAGGACUGGGAACCACCAUGGGAUGCACGGGGCCCAAAUCUGUUAUUGAAGUGCGUAAUGGAUUUACAUUCCUCGAUCUGAUUGUUAUCCAAAUAGAGUCUCUCAAUAAGAAGUAUGGAUGCAAGGUCCCUCUGCUUUUGAUGAAUUCUUUCAACACUCAUGAUGAUACACAAAAGAUCGUGGAGAAAUAUGCCAACUCAAAUAUUGAGAUUCAUACAUUUAACCAGAGCCAGUACCCUCGUUUGGUUAUGGAAGAUUUCCAGCCACUGCCAAGCAAAGGCCAUGCCGGGAAGGAUGGCUGGUAUCCUCCAGGUCAUGGUGAUGUUUUCCCAUCCUUGAUGAACAGUGGCAAGCUUGAUGCCUUGCUAUCACAGGGAAAGGAAUAUGUCUUCAUUGCAAACUCGGAUAACUUGGGUGCUAUAGUUGACAUAAAAAUCCUAAACCAUUUGAUUAACAAUCAGAAUGAAUAUUGUAUGGAGGUGACACCAAAAACUUUGGCUGAUGUGAAAGGUGGUACAUUGAUCUCAUAUGAAGGAAGGGUUCAGCUUCUUGAGAUUGCACAAGUUCCUGAUGCUCAUGUGAACGAAUUCAAGUCAAUUGAAAAGUUUAAGAUCUUCAAUACUAACAAUCUAUGGGUGAACUUGAAGGCCAUUAAGCGACUCGUUGAAGCUGAUGCACUUAAAAUGGAGAUUAUUCCAAACCCUAAGGAAGUAGAUGGUGUAAAAGUUCUUCAACUGGAAACUGCAGCUGGAGCAGCAAUUCGAUUCUUUGACCAUGCAAUUGGGAUUAAUGUUCCUCGAUCUCGGUUUCUUCCAGUGAAGGCAACCUCAGAUUUGCUGCUAGUACAGUCUGAUCUGUAUACGUUGGUUGAUGGUUUUGUUAUUCGCAAUAAAGCUAGAACAAAUCCCUCAAAUCCUUCAAUUGAACUUGGGCCUGAAUUUAAGAAGGUUGCCAACUUCCUUAGUCGUUUCAAGUCGAUACCUAGCAUCGUUGAGCUUGAUAGCUUAAAGGUUUCUGGUGAUGUUUGGUUUGGUGAAGGAGUAGUACUGAAGGGCAAUGUGAGUAUCGCUGCAAAGUCUGGAGUAAAGUUGGAGAUCUCUGAUGGAGCUGUCCUCGAGAACAAGGUGAUCAAUGGCCCCGAAGAUAUCUGAGCAUAUUCACGAAAUUUUGGUGUGUAAUUUGGGCUGCUCCAUGAGAGGCUUUGGAUUCCCUUUAGAGAGGUUUUGACUCUCACUCUUGAGCAUUUUACCCGCUUUGUUCUCAACUCAUGAAAUGUGAGCAUGUUUUACUCAAAACAAAGAGAAAACUCCUGCAUUUACAUUGUUGUUUUCUCGCUGCCGUGAGAUGCAGCAUAUAAUGUUGUGAAACCAAAUUUUUAUCCCUGGCUUGCCAAUUCUCUUUGCUUGUUC